Populus euphratica (Euphrates poplar) is the source of this 2122-nucleotide messenger RNA. Its product is annotated as probable galacturonosyltransferase 10. The record is from RefSeq and is a predicted model, not a curated record. The transcript is spliced from 2 exons. Lineage: Eukaryota; Viridiplantae; Streptophyta; Magnoliopsida; Malpighiales; Salicaceae. The coding region runs from base 245 to 1849 and encodes 534 amino acids. Gene Ontology annotation, molecular function: polygalacturonate 4-alpha-galacturonosyltransferase activity.
AUUUCCCACUCUAAAAUCCAUGUUCCAUAACAAUCAUAACUGUAUUUGCAGCCUGUACCUCUCCAAAGAAAAGUAGACUUCUUUCAACACACAAAACCCCCAAAAAUAAAUAUCAAAAACUAAAAUCUUGAAACUCGAGAUCAAAUCAUAUUUCAGAUCCCAAUCUCAAGUUCUCAACUUUUCAUGAUCUGGGUCAUAUAGAAAGUUACUUUCUUUGGAACCAAACAGUGCUUAAAAGUUUGAGAUGAGGAGGAGACCAGUGGACUUUAGGAGGCCAGUAAGGAGGAGGAUAUCAAGUGUGGUGUGGUGGACUUUGUGUGGUAUAUCUGUGUUGCUGUUUAUAGUUAUUUUUAGCAAAGAGAGUCGUAUUGAAUCAAGAUCCACCAGCUUUAAUAAGUACUAUACGAAGUAUGAGAAAAACAUUGAAGGCCUAAACAUUACAGAGGAAAUGUUGAGCCCCAACUCAAUCACUAGGCAACUUAGUGACCAAAUUUCUCUUGCAAAAGCUUUUGUUGUGAUUGCAAAAGAAAGUAACAAUCUUCAGUUUGCUUGGGAAUUAAGUGCCCAAAUCCGCAAUUCCCAGGUCCUCCUUUCAAGUGCUGCAACGAGACGAGCUCCUUUAACCACCAGGGAAUCAGAAACUGCUAUCCGUGACAUGGCACUUUUGCUCUUCCAAGCCCAGCAACUUCAUUAUGAUAGUGCAACUAUGAUUAUGAGACUUAAAGCCAAAAUCCAAGUUCUUGAUGAACAAAUGGGUAUUGUGAAUGAGAAAAGCUCUAAGUAUGGUCAAAUAGCUGCUGAAGAAAUCCCAAAAGGACUUUACUGCAUUGGUAUUCGGCUAACUACUGAAUGGUUUGGAAAUCCAAAUCUACAGAGAAAAAAGAAUGAGAGAAUGCAAAUUCAGACAAAACUUAGAGAUAGCAACCUCUAUCAUUUCUGCGUCUUCUCUGACAAUAUCCUUGCAACUUCAGUUGUUGUCAAUUCAACUGCUUUAAAUUCCAAGAAUCCAGAUAUGGUUGGGUUUCAUCUUGUAACUGAUGAAAUAAACUACAUCGCAAUGAAGGCUUGGUUUGCCAUGAACACUUUCCGAGGAGUUACUGUUGAGGUUCAGAAGUUUGAAGACUUCAAAUGGCUAAAUGCUUCUUAUGUUCCAGUGCUUAAGCAGCUCCAAGACUCUGAAACUCAAAGCUAUUACUUUUCAGGCCAUAAUGAUGAUGGCCGGACUCCAAUCAAGUUCCGGAACCCAAAAUAUCUAUCUAUGCUUAAUCACCUCAGAUUUUAUAUUCCUGAAGUUUUUCCUGCAUUGAAGAAGGUGGUAUUUCUUGAUGAUGAUGUAGUUGUUCAGAAAGAUUUAUCUGGUCUGUUUUCAGUUGACUUGAACAGCAACGUUAAUGGAGCAGUUGAGACAUGCAUGGAGACAUUUCACAGAUACCACAAGUACCUGAACUACUCUCACCCUCUUAUUAGAGAACAUUUUGAUCCUGAUGCGUGUGGUUGGGCAUUUGGAAUGAAUGUUUUUGAUUUGGUUGAGUGGAGGAAGCGAAAUGUAACUGAAAUCUACCACUACUGGCAAGAAAAGAAUGUGGAUCGGACACUCUGGAAACUUGGGACACUACCUCCUGGACUUUUGACUUUCUAUGGGUUGACAGAGCCAUUAGACCCCUCAUGGCAUGUGUUGGGAUUGGGCUAUACAAAUGUUGAUCCUCACUUGAUAGAGAAAGGGGCAGUGUUGCACUUCAAUGGAAACUCCAAGCCAUGGUUGAAAAUUGGGAUGGAAAAAUACAAGUCUCUCUGGGAAAAGUACGUAGACUAUAGUCAUCCUUUAUUACAACAGUGCAAUUUUCAUUGAUUUUGGAAAUGGAAGCUUCAUAUUUUCCCUGGUGCGUAAGAACAUCAAAAUUUUGUAGAUCAAGUAUGCUUGCACAAUUUUUACAGGAUCAAGCACGGCCGUUGGUUGUAAAAGUGCCUGUUGUAGUAUAGAAUGUUAAUUUAACAUCAUUUAUUCAAGCAUUACUGCCUACUGCCGAGCAAGUCUUUUCAGUUUAUUAUGCUGGCUAGCUUUAAGCUCAAACCAGCAUUCAUCCAUUAUAGUUUUACUUGAUCUUCUUUCCCUUUUCCAACA